GUGUUGUGUAGAGUGGGGGUGUAUCGAUUGCUCCUGCGGUGUAUUGAUUGCUCCUCCAUCGCACUGUCUGACCACGCACCUGGAGCUCGAGGCCCGGCCCGCAUCACAGGCUGGUACCGGAGGGUGUCGUUUGAAGUCAGCUGGGGUGCCGCUGGGCAGAUUGAUGGGACAGGAGAGAAAGCAAAGACGUACACGACGCAGUGGGCGGACAACCAUUGCUCCUGGCUGCUAAUAAAGGAAAACCGCGUCUCGGCUGUGUGUCGCUGGAACAACAGACAGCCCAGCGGAGGGAACGCGGCACGGGAUCCCGCCUGCACCUGCUUUGUUGUCUGUGCUCGUCUCGUUCACCGUGCGGAUAACAUGUUUCAUCGGAGCGCUUUGUUACUGCUGCCCGUCUUUUGUAACAUCAUCAGCAACUCCAGCGCUGCAUCCUCAGCAUCCCGUUCAGGGAAGUGUGAGGACAGCUUGGCCACUCCUCUUCCUUACAGCUCCUUCACCGGGUCGUCUCUAUACAGCCGAGGAAACGGAGCCGGUUAUGCCAAACUCAGCCGGAAACAAGGUUCUGGAGGGUGGUCGCCAUUGGAUACAGACCGUUACCCGUGGCUACAAGUAGACCUUGGUUCUAAGAAGCAGGUGCUUGCCAUAGCAACACAGGGUUGUUAUAGUAGCUCUGAUUGGACCACAAAGUAUCGGCUACUUUACAGUGACACACAGAAAAACUGGAGACCUUAUCUACAGGAUGGAAACAUUUGGACAUUUGAAGGGAAUGUGAACAGCGAGGGUGUAGUUCGCCACGAGCUGCAGUAUGCCAUCCUGGCUCGCUACAUCCGUUUCAUCCCAGUGGACUGGAGCAGGGCGGGUCGCGUCGGGGUGCGCCUGGAGCUGUAUGGCUGCUCAUACUGGGCCGAUGUGAUUGGUUUCGAUGGGCACGGGGUCAUCUCCUACCGCUUCAGGAGUAAAAAGUUAAAAAUUGUGAAGGACGUCAUCGCUCUGAAGUUUCGCACCACAGCAGGAAACGGGGUGCUGCUUCACGGAGAGGGGCAGCAGGGGGACUACAUUUCCCUCGAGCUUCACAGAGCGAGACUGCUGCUCAGCAUCAACUUAGGCAGCAACCAGAACGGUUCUAUUCAAGGUGACACGGCUGUGACCAGUGGAAGCUUGCUGGAUGAUGACCACUGGCACUCUGUUGUCAUCGAGCGUUACCGCAGGAAUGUCAAUUUUACUUUAGACCGCCACACUCAGCAGUUCAGAACCAAUGGAGAAUUUGAUCACCUGGACCUGGACUACGAGAUCAGCUUUGGAGGACUUCCUGUGUCUGUGAAGCCAACCUCAGGAGGCAAAGAGAACUUUGUUGGCUGCAUGGAAGGAAUUACCUACAACGGGGAAAACAUCACUAGUCUGGUGCGCAGGAAGAAGGUUGACACCACCAGCUUUCGUAACCUGACAUUUUCCUGCUCCGAAUCCAACACCUCCCCAGUUUUCUUCAACUCCACAUCCUUCCUGCGGCUGCCGGGUCAGACUGACAGCGACACCCUGUCAGUCAGUCUGUCUUUCAGGACGUGGAAUCCCAACGGCCUUCUGAUGUUCACCGCCCUGGCGGAUGGCUGGGUGGAGCUGGGCCUGACGGAGGGAAAAAUCACCGUCUAUAUGAAUGUGACACAGAAGAAGAACACACGCAUAGACAUUUCAUCAAGUUCAGGUCUGAAUGAUGGACAGUGGCAUAGUGUCCACCUGAAUGCACUGGAAAACUAUGCAAUGCUGACAGUUGAUGGAGAUGAGGCCUCCACAGUUAGAACAGCUAUCCCCAUCCAGAUCCAGACUGGAGGAACAUAUUACUUUGGAGGUUAUUUUCUGCAAACUAACCCCAGAUCACAUCAGCGCUCCUUCCAGGGCUGCAUGCAGAUGAUCCACAUAGAUGAUCACCUGGUGGACCUCAAGGCGGUGGAGCAGGGCCUCAUUGGAACUUUUGAAAAUGUCAGCCUAGAUAUGUGUGCCAUUAUAGACAGGUGUGUUCCAAACUACUGUGAGCACAGCGGCCGCUGCUCUCAGACGUGGGACGCAUUCACCUGCAACUGCAGUGGCACUGGCUACACUGGAGCUACUUGCCAUACCUCACUGUAUCAGCAAUCAUGUGAGGAGUAUAAGCACCAAGGCAAGAGUUCGGGGAGCUACUGGAUAGACCCAGAUGGCAGCGGCUCUAUAACCCCCUUCAGAGUCCACUGUGACAUGACAGAGGAUGUGGUUUGGACCACGCUGAGGAACGACCUGUCUCCUCAGACGUCAGUAUCCAGUGCAGACAAGGGCAACGCAGUGCUGCAGAUUUCUUACAAUAUGACUGAGGAACAGAUGUUGUCAGUAACCAGCAGUGCAGAGUACUGUGAGCAGUACGUCGCCUACGCUUGCCGAAUGUCCCGCCUGCUCAGCGGUCCAGAUGGCGUCCCUUUCACUUGGUGGUUAGGAAGAGCCAAUGAAAAGCAUUCUUACUGGGGGGGUUCAGGACCAGGGAUCCAGAAGUGUGCCUGUGGUAUUGAACACAACUGUACUGAUUCCAAACACUACUGCAACUGUGAUGCAGACCUGCGUGCCUGGAAUGCGGCCUCCUUUACAAGCCCCGCCUCUUACCUCCACUAUCCUUCUUUGAGAGAUGAAACCAGCACUGACAUCUCUUUCUACUUUAAGACGUCCUCUACUCAUGGAGUCUUUCUAGAAAUCCUGGGAAGCACCAGCUUCCUUCACAUUGAGCUCAGAGCCGACUCAGUGGUUUUAUUCUCUUUUGGCAUUGGCACUGAGAAGAUGGAGCUCAGUGUCCGCUCACCAGUGCCGUUAAAUAAUGACCAGUGGCAUCGUGUGGAGGCUGAAAAAAACAUCAAGGAGGCAGUGCUGCAACUUAAUGGACAGCACAGAAUGGUCAGGCCCACCACCUUACAGGGCCAUGCAAAACCAGAGCUCUACAGUGAUCUCUAUGUUGGUGCUUCAAGUGGUCAAAGAGGUUUUCUGGGCUGCAUGCGAGCUCUGAAGAUUAAUGGUGUGACCUUUGACCUGGAGGAAUGGGCAAAAGGGACUUCAGGUGUGAAUCCAGGCUGCCAGGGCCACUGCAACAGCUACAGGAUGCACUGCAGAAAUGGAGGAAAGUGUGUAGAGCAUUACAAUGGUUACUCCUGUGACUGCUCCCUUACUGCUUACGAUGGACCCUUCUGCACUGAUGAUGUAGGCGGCUACUUUGAGACGGGGACAUUGGUGCGUUACGACUUGCUGCCAGAGGGGGGACCUUUUGCAUUGAGGGACAUGAAGAGUCUGUCAGGUGUUGGUGUUUCAAGUGAGGCCAACCUGACUCAGGAGGAGCUUGUGUUCAGCUUCAGCACCUACAGUGCUCCCAGCAUUCUUGUCUACAUCAGUUCCAGAACUCAGGACUACUUGGCUGUGGUUCUCAGACACAAUGGCACUCUCCAGAUCCGCUACAGCCUUGGAGGACUCACAGAACCGUAUACCAUAGAUGUUGACCAUCGUAACAUGGCCAACGGUCAGCCACAUUCUGUCAACAUAACUAGGAACUUAAGGGAGAUACGGCUACAGCUGGACCAUUAUCCAGUGUCCACAUAUACGCUGCCUGAGGCCUCUGACACCCAGUUCACUUUGGUCAAAAGUAUCUUUCUUGGCAAAGUCUUUGAAACAGGCCAGAUUGACCCCAUCCUGAUCGAGCGCUACAACACACCGGGUUUCAUGGGCUGCCUGUCAAGAGUUCAGUUUAACAGUGUAGCACCGCUGAAAGCUGCCCUGCGCUCCAGCAUAGCAGCACCUGUCAGCACCCAUGGGAUACUGGUUCCUUCAAACUGUGGAGCCUCCCCCCUGACCAUCUCCCCCAUGGCUUCAGCCAGAGACCCCUGGCACAUAGAAGCUGGAGCUGUUUUCAACCUCAAUGAGGACAAGUUCAGUGGUGAUGGUGUGGAUCGCAACUCGGCUGUCAUAGGAGGAAUCAUCUCCAUGGUGAUCUUCAGCGUCCUGUGCAUCAUGGUGUUCGUGAUCCGUCACAUGUUUCGUCACAAAGGCUCCUACCACACUAACGAGGCAAAGGGAGCCGAGUCAGCAGACUGUGCCGACGCAGCGAUCAUUGUCAACGAUCCGGCCUUCACCGAAACCAUUGAUGAGAGCAAGAAAGAGUGGUUCAUCUGAACCCUCAUCGAUACGGACACACGUUAGGAUGUAGUUUUGCAGGCUUAGGGAGUAGCUGGAGGUGACGACCUACUAACCCUGGAGGAGCUGAGGACUUUAGAGACAGUGGAAACCAUUGGUAUUUUAGCUUGGGUAUUAAAGCACAGGGCGCAGAAGUGCCUGGCAGCGACAGUGUGGAGUGAUUCAUAUGAUGGAAGGACGGCCUUCAGUGUACGGUGCCAUAAAGUUUCAGGCCUUGGAUCAGUCAGUAUGUUCAUUUGCUUUUAUCUUAUAUUUUUAUAUAUAUAUCGCUCUGACUUUGAUUUCAGUAUGUAAUGUAUUUAUUUAUUGAUAUUAUAUUUUUUCAAAUGUUGAUAUUAUUUAUUCUUAAUUUUCUUUGUGUUUUUAUUUCAUGUGUUUGUGCUUUACUUCUGGUACUUUGACUUUAAGAACUUUGGCAUGAAUUAAAAUAAUUAUGAAUUAGUCCCAAUAAGCCUUUGUGCAUAUAGCGACAGUAAACAAUUUGUAUAUUACAAAAGUGUUUUUGUAUAUUAAGUGUGAUACGUUAUAAUUUGCCUUAUUUUUAUAAAAUGAUUUAUUCUGUAUGUUGGUAGUUUAAUUUUGGUUCUCAGACUAAAAACUAUGGUGUGUGUGUGUGUGUGCGCGACACAUGCACGUGCAUGCAUAGCUGGCUUGCUUGUCUGUAAAGGAGAUGUAGCCAUGACAUUGUUUGCAUCAUCUGAACUCAGAGCUUCUGUUGAUUUCUGCAUCUGAAUGUGUCUUUCAAAGACUUCUUGAUACUUUUUUGCCGUGAGUUCAGGAAACACACUCAGCUUGUCUUAAGCUGCCGUUUGUCCAGGGCCAGACUACAAAAACAGAACAAAUAACUUUAUUAAACUUCACCUUCAAAUCCACAGUGAGGCAGCAUUAAGUUAGUGAUUCCACUACCAAGGCUGGUGAGGGACGAGUAAAGCACAGCACUGUAGCAAACAAAUACUCUAACUUCCCUAAAGUGAACCAAAUUCCUUCCAACAGCUCCCAGAGCUGGCAGAUGUUUUCACUGUCAGCUGCUGAGGGCCAAACUCCACAAUCCAGACUAAACUGUGCCUCUAACAGCACCCCCGUCACUACCUUCACAUGCUGAAGGUAAUAUGUUUGACACAAAGCUGGUGGCAGAUCUGCGACGUGUCCACAUUGAAUCUGAGGUCAAAUAAAGACAAAAGUAGGAAAAAGCAGCAGCCUCAUAACACUGCACUGGGCUUAUGGAUCAGGAAAGAACUCUUAUCUUGGAUAAUAUUCAAUUUAAUUUUGCACAGUGUUAUUGUAUCAACGAGCCCUCCCUGUAAUAUAAGACCGAGUGGACUGACAGCAGAACGGUUUCAUCUCGCUCACACAAGUUCAGGUGAACAGCAGCUGAGAACAAACGCCUCGUGGAGACUUGCUGUGACUGAACUAGGCUGCAGAGUCGGUUUCAUUCGACUCCAAGGUUAAACACAUUUAAACACCAUCUCUGUAGAUGAAUGUGACAUGACGCAGAUACUCAUCAUCAAACAAGCAACUGGUCAUAUUUUGGCAGCAGGACAUUUUCCACACUCAGAGAAAUCCUUAUUUUCAUUUAGCACAGUCUUUCAGAGGUGUUGUUUUCUCCUCGGUGUCCCUGAAACUAGAAUAACGGGUCCGAUCAUGCUGAGAGCUGCUCCGUCCUGUAGAGCAGCUACGCUGAGCGGAUUCAAGCUGGUGAUAAGAGUGCUUUUGUUUCUUGUAUCUGGAAAUAUGUUUCUACAAAGGAAUGUUUGUCCGUCACACGCUAACGGCUUACACUUGACAUUUGAUUGUACUGCAUUUGUAUUCGUUUGACUGCAUUGAGAUGUAUUGGCAUGCCAUUUGUCACUGAUGACACGUUUCUGUUGAUGAACCACUGUAGCAUCACAUGGCUUUUUCUUCAUUGUCCUGUGUAUAAAUGAUUAUCAUUUAUA
Molecule: messenger RNA, 6125 nt
Organism: Haplochromis burtoni (Burton's mouthbrooder)
Lineage: Eukaryota; Metazoa; Chordata; Actinopteri; Cichliformes; Cichlidae
Product: contactin-associated protein-like 2
Exons: 24
Coding region: 361-4170 (1269 amino acids)
Source: RefSeq, a predicted model, not a curated record